GACAACUUCAGUCCUCCGCCGUCCUCUCCCCCUCUACUUCGCUCUUCGCCUACUCACUUUACACUUUACAGAGAGCUCUCUCUCUCUCUCUCUCUCUUCAGUAUACAGUCUGUAGUCUGUAGUCUGUAGUCUGUAAUCACCUUCCUCCAAAACCUCAGCCAGCGUUGCUCAAUCCCACCCCGACAUUAAUUUUUUAAUAAAGUUUCCACCUUUUCUUUGUUUGUUUUUAAAUCUAAUCUCUCUUUUUGAGGCCUCCCUUCAGAUUGGAUUGGUGCUAUUCAUUUGAUGCUGUGCUGUAGCUCUUCUUUCCCAUUCCCCAAACUCUGCACAUUCUCCUCCCCACCCUUUUUCUCACCACGCUCGCGAAAUCAUUCCUCCCUUGCCUUCUCCUUUCAAAAUUGGUCAUCAUUGAUUCAGCUAGCAAUUCCCAUCUGCAACCCAUGAGCCUCCCCCUCACUGGUUCUUGAGAUCUGAAUUAAAAAGUUUGGAAGUUAACGUUGGCUGGACAUUUGGCAAUGCUGAAGCAGAAUCGGACCGCGGCGGCAAUGGAUGAAUUGCUGCCUGGGAAAAUCAGGAAACGGGGGUGUUCCUCGUCGGCGUCGUCGUCAUCCUCCGUCAUUCAGAACUACCGGUUCAAGAGGGCGAUUCUGGUGGGGAAGAGGACUGGAUCCACUACUCCGGUCCCCAUGUGGAAGCUGAUGGGUUCCACUCGCACUCCCUCGUCGGCGUCGCGCCGCCUGGGCUCCCCCAAUUACGCCGCUUCCCUGCACGGCGGCGGAGGGAGUAAAGGAAUUAAGCAGCAGCAGCAGCAGGGUCCGGUGUCGGCAAGGAAAUUGGCGGCCACACUCUGGGAGAUGAAUGAGGUCCCGUCGCCGAGGAGGCCGGAGACGGUCGGCUCGGUUGAGAGGAGACUAAGGAAGGAGGGAAAGGCUAGGGAGAGGACGGUGGCGGCGGCGGCUAGGUCCGUCCAUUCUGGUUCUCUGCCUCCCCAUUUGUCUGAUCCUUCCCACAGCCCUGUUUCUGAGAGGGGUGAUCGCUCUGGGACUGGAAGCCGCCACAGAAGAGCAUCCUCGAUUUCACAGAAGCUUAGGCUUAUGGAACACCAGAGUGUUGCUCCGUUUGACUCUGUUAGCAAUGCCAGCUUCAUGGAGGUUGAGUCUAGGUCCCGUGUCCAAACGCCCACUGGAUCUACUACCACUAAUGUGGUAACCAAGACCCGUUUAAAGGACAUCAGCAAUGCAUUGACCACUUCAAAGGAACUUCUUAAAAUCAUUAACCGUGUAUGGGGAACCGAACAACGUCCUUCAUCCAGCAUGUCUCUGAUAUCAGCAUUGCACGCUGAGCUCGAGAGGGCUCGGUUACAGGUUAACCAGUUCAUCCACGAACACCGCGCUGACCAGAAUGAGAUCAAUUUCCUGAUGAAGUGCUUCGCCGAAGAAAAGGCAGCAUGGAAGAACAAGGAGCAGAAACUAGUCGAGGCCGCAAUCGAGUCCGUUGCUGGAGAGCUCGAGGUGGAGAAGAAGCUUAGGAGGAGGCUCGAGAGCUUGAACAAGAAGCUGGGGAAAGAACUCGCAGACACAAAGGCUUCAUUAGCAGAUGCUGUGAAGGAGCUCGAACAUGAGAAGAGAGCGAGAGCCGUCAUUGAGCAUGUUUGCGAUGAACUGGCCAAUGACAUUGGGGCAGAUCAUAAAGCUGAAGCUGAAGAGAUGAAGAGAGAAUCUACAAAGCUGUAUGAAGAAGUGGAAAAGGAGAGGGAGAUGAUGCAGUUGGCUGAUGUUUUGCGAGAGGAGAGAGUGCAGAUGAAGCUCUCCGAAGCUAAGCAUCAGCUCGAGGAGAAGAAUGCUGCAGUAGAUAAACUGAGGGGUCAACUUGAAGUCUUCCUAGGGGGAGCCAAAACAGCUGCAGCGCUCAAGGAGAAAGGACGGGCUUAUCUGAGUAGAGCUCACUUUGCAUCAUAUGGUGAUGAAGUGGACGGCGAAGGAGAGGUAGAAAACGGGGAAGUGUGUGAGGAUUUAGACACAGGCGAGAGCGAUUUGCAUUCCAUAGAGUUGGGGAUGGACAUGUCCAAGAGGUCCUAUAACUUCCCCUACCCUUCUGGAACUCCUCGUGAUCCUAGAAGGGUGAAAAAUGAAGAAGAAGAAAUCAAGUACAGGAAGUCUAUUCCAGGGAGAGUAUCUAGGAGUAGUAGUUCUCUACAACGGAGUGUUUCAGAUGUUGCUGAAUGGAAUGGGAAGAACGAGAGGGACGGUUUAGAGCGGGGCAGGUUCAGUGAAUUCUUGAGGUCGCCACAUGGGAAUGGUUAUGGGGAAGAUGUUUAUGGAUAUCAAUCGAUGAAGGGUCGUCGAGACUUGCUAUUAUGUGGUUCUGGGGUUGAAACUGCCCGAAGCUAUGGUAGUCCCACACGGCAUUUAGUGCAGCAUCAGGCAAGGCUAUCAGGUCAAGAUCGACCUCCAACUGUAACAGGGAUCAUAUCAAAAUCGAGGCUUUCAGAAACCAGGACUGAAGCUCAGAGCAGUGGUAGGAAAUCCAGAAGGUGAGGAAAUUUGACUGCUGGCACAUUCCAUGGAGCUGGGUUAAUGAGAGUUUGCAGUAAAUCACUGCGCAGGUUUUGCUUGCAUUAACCUAUUUGGAAACCAACAGGAGACUGGUGGUGGUGUUGUUUGUAGAGAAAUGGUGGCAGAGAAGUAUGUGGGAAUUGGUGGGAGAAUUUAAGAGUUCCUGAUUUUUGUACAAAUGCAGCUCUCUAACUUAGCUCCUUCAUUAUGAAGCUUUAUCAGAGUAUUAUAAAUUGUGUCUAUCUUCUGCUUCUGGUGUGGUUGUUCAUGUUUUAAGUGAAGGAAAAAAAUGGUUAAAAGAGAGGUAUUUUAUAAUACCUCAUUUGGUUGUUCACUUCCCUUCUUCUUUCCUUCUCUCUUCUUCUCUCUCUCUACCUACCAUCGAACCCGGGACCAGAAGGCUGUGUUUAUAACACACAACCAACAGACCACAG
Molecule: messenger RNA, 2989 nt
Organism: Linum tenue
Lineage: Eukaryota; Viridiplantae; Streptophyta; Magnoliopsida; Malpighiales; Linaceae
Source: the annotation of a GenBank genome assembly